UAGCUUUUGUAGAUGAUAUAUGGUACUAUACUCAAUUUUUUAAUUGUACGUUAUGUCAUAGAGAGUUUCACACAGAAAUUGAAUUUCUUGAACAUUUGAAACAUAAGAACCAUGAAGAAAAAGUUGGCAUAUGUACAACCAAAGGAGAUGAAUUAGAAUUUCAAGUAUGUUUCGCAUGCGUAACAGGCUUUUUUGGAGUUCGGGAAAAAUAUUACGAACAUUGUCAAGAUAUUUAUCAUAAACGCUAUUUGACAAAGGGGGAUUUCAAUGUUCCAGAAAUGAGGUCACCUGCAGUAGAUUUAUUAGACAAAAUAGAAAAUAAAAAACGAAGAUUAAUCGAUGAAUCAAACUCGGUCGUUUUAGAAUUUAUACAAGAGAAAAAUGUAUUGAAAGAAGUUAUAAGAGUUGUUGAAUGUGUUUAUCCUAAGGCUGUAGGAUAUAUUUUUGGAUCAAGAUGUUCUCAUACAGCUCUUUCAAACAGUGAUUUAGAUAUUUUUUUAGAUUGCAAUGAUGGAUAUUACAAAAAUGUUGACUCUGUGUUGGUCCAAAGUUAUUUAUCAUCUGUGAGAAAAUGUUUUGAAAAUCACAAGGAUGAAUGGUACAUAGAAGAAGUGAUAGUUGAUACUAGAAUACCUAUCAUUAAACUGCGUCAUUAUCCUACUAGUCUUAAGUGUGAUAUUUCUUUUUCGAAUGGCCUAGCUCAUCAAAAAUCUAAGCUUGUUAGAUAUUACAAUGAUGCUUAUCCAAUGUGUAGGGAGCUUAUUUUGUAUUUUAAAAAGUGGAUAACUUUUUCCCAAUUAUCUGGUACUGAAGGUAUUUCAACGUUUACUGUAUCAUGGCUAGUCAUUUUUUACUUGCAAUUCAAAGGCGUAUUUCCAAGUGUAUACGAGUUAAUAAAAAAGCAAACUCGCACAAUACUUAUUGACGGCUGGGAAUGUGGAUAUGAAAAAAAUAUUUGUGUCAAGUCCAAUAAAUUUAGUUUUGUUGAACAUCUUAUCGGCUUGUUUAUCUUCUAUGCAAAAUUUGAUUAUCAAAAGUAUGUUAUUUGUCCUUAUCUGGGUACAGUGAUAGAAAAAGAAAAGUUUGCAGCUAGAAAACUACCUUCAAGGCUUACAGAUAAACUAAGUAACCGGAAAAAGGAGGCUGUAUCACUUUUUCGAUUUGAUUCACCAAUGUGUAUGCAAGACCCAACAGAUCUUUCUGAAAAUUCAACAAAAGCCCUUAGAAAACGUCAACUUAGAUGUUUCAGAGAAUAUUGCUCAUCAAGUGCUGAAAUAAUUAUAUCUGGAAAACAAGAUUCAUCUGUAUAACGUCUAUUAUUAAAAAUUCAAAUUAUUGUUUUGAAAUUUCAAAGACAAUGAGAAUUCAUGAUUAUCAACGAAAUAUAACUUCGCAGUGGUUGUCCCUUUCGCCGUUCAAAAUAUUUGAUAUGAUACAUACAUUGAUUUAAACUUGGAAAAAAAUAACUUUAAUGCACUAUUUUUGCAUUUAAAUAUGUAUUUAUUUAAAAAAAUGUU
Messenger RNA from Trichogramma pretiosum, 1517 nucleotides. RefSeq names its product terminal uridylyltransferase Tailor-like. The record is from RefSeq and is a predicted model, not a curated record. NCBI's taxonomy places the organism in Eukaryota, Metazoa, Arthropoda, Insecta, Hymenoptera, Trichogrammatidae. Gene Ontology annotation, molecular function: poly(A) RNA polymerase activity. The coding region runs from base 279 to 1310 and encodes 343 amino acids. Gene Ontology annotation, biological process: mRNA 3'-end processing; mitochondrial mRNA polyadenylation. The transcript is spliced from 3 exons.